CAAAACGUGUUCACUAAUCCAUAUCCGAAACAUUUCUUUUCAAAGGCAGUGAAAUCGGAAAAAUCGACAAAAUCUACGAAAUCGUUUCGAAGUCCAUAUUUGAGGCUCAGAGAAGUACCGGAGCCCGAGAUCACAGCCAUCGAGACAUCGACUCACAUCUUACAGUGCGAGGCCGGCGGGUCUCCCACUCCUACCAUUCAUUGGCUCAAAAAUGGCCACAAAAUAAGUCAGGGAGAAAUGAGUUCAUUGAGUGACGACGACAUCGCGAAAGGCGAGCUGAGUCUGUCUCUGACCCGAUCUCGACUUUUCCUGGACUGCGUUCACCCGAAAGACGCGGCGGUCUAUACAUGUGUGGCCUCUUCGCCCACCAAUCGUGUCAGCGCUGAAUCGCACGUCAAAGUGGUUCCCAAUUUGAGAUCCAGUAAUGAAUUGUCUAAUGAAGCCGACAAUACUGUUGCCAAAUGUUUGGCAAAGAAAUCUUACGGUUCUGCCGCUCGGAUCCAUAUGUGGACACAUAAUAUACUGGAAAUGAUUGGUUCGGACGUUCAAUUGCUGUGUCGGGCGAGUGGAGUGCCGGCGCCGGCAAUGAGUUGGUUGGGUCCCGAAGACAAUACGCUUACGAAUAGCGCAAAGUAUAAGGUGUUAGAGAACGGAGAUCUCAUCAUAAGGGACCUGACGUGGGAUGAUAUGGGAAACUACAUGUGUGUGGCC
Medioppia subpectinata is the source of this 711-nucleotide messenger RNA. The record is from the annotation of a GenBank genome assembly. Lineage: Eukaryota; Metazoa; Arthropoda; Arachnida; Sarcoptiformes; Oppiidae.